GCUCGCAAAUACAUUCCUUCAUUCCUUUCCACUGUGCGGCCAGUAUGGAACAGAGUUCGACGCGCACAAACAACGCGCUUCUUUCCAAUACGAGAUAGAGCUGCAUGCUGAGAACUGGGACUAAAAACGAACGGAAUAUAUUUUAACCGAAGGGAGCUGUAUCACAGUGGAUAAAGUUUUAGGUGAGGUUGCAAGCUUUUUUCCUGCUCUGAACUAGUUCAGUGUAUGGGAAGCGCUCAUUGCGCAGGGAAGCAGACAAAUGCGUGUGAGACUGGUGUACAAUGCGCACCAGAAGGGCACUUUGUUGUCAUGGCUGUUCAAAUGGUGUGCGUUAUUCCAAUAUGCUGAGGAGACGACCUAACUUACUGCCACUGUUAUGAACGCAUGGCAGAGUUGAACUGUUGGGUAGCGGCGAUUGAGAGAGAAUGAGUUCAAAAUGGAUUUGACACAACUGACAACAGUUGACUAUAACUCUACCGAGGAUGGCAAUGUUACAAAAACAGCGAGACCUUUUCCUCAUACGGUGGUGGCAGCGGCGUCUAUCAUCGUCGUCGUCACUGUCAUAAUUUUUGUCACGAUUGUGGGUAACGUUCUGGUUAUAGUGGCAGUUUUAACCAGUCGAGCGCUCCGUGCGCCACAAAACCUUUUCCUGGUGUCUCUAGCCUCGGCGGACAUCCUCGUGGCCACGCUAGUGAUCCCAUUCUCUUUAGCCAACGAGAUCAUGGGAUACUGGUACUUUGGGAGCACAUGGUGCGCUUUUUAUCUGGCCUUAGACGUUCUGUUCUGCACCUCAUCCAUCGUUCACCUGUGCGCCAUCAGUCUGGACAGGUACUGGUCGGUGACAAAAGCGGUGAGCUACAACCUAAAGAGGACUCCGAAGCGCAUCAAGUCCAUGAUAGCAAUAGUGUGGGUUAUAUCAGCUGUCAUUUCCUUCCCGCCUCUAAUCAUGACCAAGCACGAUGAGAAUGAGUGCCUGAUUAAUGACGAGACGUGGUACAUUCUCUCCUCGUGCCUCGUCUCUUUUUUCGCCCCUGGGUUCAUUAUGAUUACAGUGUACUGUAAAAUAUACCGCGUGGCCAAACAGCGCUCCUCCACUGUGUUUGUCGCUAGAAACGGCCUGGAGAGGAACCCCUCACAGUCGGAGACAUGUUUCGUCCGAAAGGAUAAGUUCGAAGUGGAGAGCCCCAGUAGCCACAGCUCGGGAAGUAAUCAACACCAAGAGGAGUUGGACGACAUCGAUCUGGAGGAGAGUUGUACGUCGGACAACAAACCCAAGAACUCCCGUUUCUCCAAGCGAAGGAAGGUGGAGGGAUCAGAUUGCUGCCCUAAACAGACCUGCCGCAUCUCAUGGGCUUCCAACCGCACCUCACAGUUGUUCCAAGAGCCAAACAACAGACAGUCCGCAUCCAAAACUAAAGUGGCGCAAAUGCGAGAGAAGCGUUUCACGUUUGUGCUCGCUGUGGUGAUGGGAGUGUUUGUUCUCUGCUGGUUUCCCUUCUUCUUCACCUACAGUCUCCAUGCUAUUUGCAGGGAGAAAUGCACCAUUCCCGGAGCCUUGUUUGACGCAUUCUUUUGGAUAGGUUACUGCAAUAGUUCAGUAAACCCUAUUAUAUACACUGUUUUCAAUAGAGAUUUUCGGAAAGCCUUUAAGAAGAUAAUAUGUAUAAGUAAGAAACGCACAUAAACUCUUUUUCACAAGUUCAAAUGUAUCUAGAUCUGUAUAAAAUAUUUCAUGGGAAAUGUAAAUAAAUGUAAGUGUAUACAUAGACUGUGAUAAGACCA
This is a messenger RNA of Alosa sapidissima (American shad), 1782 nucleotides long. RefSeq names its product adrenergic, alpha-2D-, receptor a (gene adra2da). Bases 437 to 1684 code for a protein of 415 amino acids. Gene Ontology annotation, cellular component: membrane. The transcript has a single exon. Gene Ontology annotation, molecular function: alpha2-adrenergic receptor activity. NCBI's taxonomy places the organism in Eukaryota, Metazoa, Chordata, Actinopteri, Clupeiformes, Clupeidae. Gene Ontology annotation, biological process: platelet activation; regulation of vasoconstriction; regulation of smooth muscle contraction. The record is from RefSeq and is a predicted model, not a curated record.